This is a messenger RNA of Desarmillaria tabescens, 681 nucleotides long. RefSeq lists its product as uncharacterized. Bases 1 to 681 code for a protein of 226 amino acids. The transcript is spliced from 5 exons. The record is from RefSeq and is a predicted model, not a curated record. NCBI's taxonomy places the organism in Eukaryota, Fungi, Basidiomycota, Agaricomycetes, Agaricales, Physalacriaceae.
AUGUCCAUCCUGAAUAUUUUGCUCUUCACCGCUCUAUUGGUUUGUACUCACGCGCAUCAAUCUGCUGAACUCUUUGAUGCAUUUGAAGAAUUUAUUGGGGGACUACUUCAACCAUCGUCAGUGAUGGCCUCGGGUAGUAGUUCAGCUCUGGCAACAGACUGCGUUGGGCGUACUAGUUUCAUGACGCUGCGCGGCAUUGAGAACAAUAUCGAGUUCUUGUAUGGGGUGUCAAGCAAAGUGGCUCAGGUGAAUACCACACAAAUCGUUGGCUACCCAACAAACAUCAUCGUUGAGUCUCUAUCAAUACAGAAAUCCGUCGUGUCUGCCAGCACCGUAUUUCGGAUGAAUCACGGGACUUCGUCACCCACGACACCGCUACAAGUUGAUUUUUGGAUCUACUUUGACGAUGACUUGAAGAUUUCCGAGUACGACUUGGCAGUUCGGAACCUUGGAAAGGCUUUUUCGUUCCUAUCUUCUGUGCUGUCUGAACAGAUCAGCACUGAAAUAAUCGUAGGGAAUUCAACUGACGCGGUGAGCGCGAAAAUGGCGGUAGAUGUGUGCACCGCAGUCACGGAGUACUGUACGGGUGCUAAUCAACAGUACGACUCGUAUAAUUCAUGCUUCGAAUCCCUCGGGAAGAAUGUAACAAUAGACAAUCUCGACCAAUCUGUUUGCCGGUGA